CUCUUCUACUGUUAGCCGAUCAUCCAGGAUUUUGAAUAUGACUGAAAAGACAGCUCCUUGGUGGAGAUCCUUCGCGGGAAAGAGGCGGAAGGCGGCCAGAGAAUCUGCGUCCAUUCUAGAGCAGGAAUUUGCAGCACAUGCGGCCAACGAAGCUAACCAGCGAUCCACCACCAAUCCACAGCUCAGAAAUGCAUCCACAACCAAUUCCCAAUCAGAUGAAGGGAAUUCUGUGCAUGGAGAUGACACUUACGAUGACUCUGCUGUGCAACCGACUUUCAGCGAGAGCGCCAACCGACGUGCCUUACGUGUUUCCCGCUCGGGACGCUUCAAGGAGAAACGGCGCAUGCGCGCGGGCUUGCCACAGGAUAAUGAGGAUGGCGAGGGCGCAAGCAAAGACUAA
Molecule: messenger RNA, 400 nt
Organism: Trichomycterus rosablanca
Lineage: Eukaryota; Metazoa; Chordata; Actinopteri; Siluriformes; Trichomycteridae
Product: proline-rich protein 15
Exons: 2
Coding region: 38-400 (120 amino acids)
Source: RefSeq, a predicted model, not a curated record